UUGAGUACAUAAACAAUCAGUGUUCAAAACAAUGUCCGGACCCCGAUUCACCACGGUAAGCCUAUAAAAUGAUAUGUAAUUUGAGCUGUCGGGUCAGAUUUGGCGUGAUAUCGCUGGCUUAUAACGUACAUCCCUGCGACAUUACGUCAUGUCCGUGAACAUAGGAAAGAAGAGUCGGCUGUCUCAUUCGCAUGUAGAUGACGGUAACUACAGUUCAGUCAGUCACACCCAGGGCUGGUAAUCUGGCAUACCGGGCAUUUUCCCGGUGGGCCGACGCACUUUGGGGCCAAUCAGGGGAGGACUGGCCAUUGGGAGAACCAAGGGGGUCCCUUGGGUUGGCCGAGACCGGGAAGCUUAAUUGAGCCGUUGUGUUAUGCAGAUCGGACCACAAAACGGCACCGCGAUAUGUAGAAAAGGACAGCGAACACCCUGUUCCGGACAGCAUCAAAAUAAUGUAUCAUGCAUGUUUGUUUGUAUUUACAUUUACAUUUAUGCAUUUGGCAGAUUCUUUUAUCCAAAGUGACUUACAGUGCCCUUAUUACAGGGACAAUCCCCCCGGAGCAACCUGGAGUUAAGUGUCUUACUCAAGGACACAAUGGUGGUGACUGUGGGGAUCAAACCAGCAACCUUCUGAGUACCAAUGUAUUAUACAGAGCAUUUAUUACAGUGACAAUCCCCCCGGAGCAACCUGGAGUUAAGUGCCUUACUCAAGGACACAAUGGUGGUGACUGUGGGAUCAAACCAGCAACCUCCUGAUUACCAGUUAUGCGCUUUAGCCACUACAACACCACCACUCUAUAUAACACUCAGAUAAAAAAAGUAAAUAUAAAUGUUCAUUUUAAUCUCACACAGCAUGGAAUCGCCAAAGAAACCGAGAGAUUCUCGUUGAUGUUCGCUGAAGCGGAACACUGUGAACCGCUGGUUGAACUCUUAAAGUGACAGUAACCUUUUUAGAGUUUCUCAUCCAAACGAAUGUAAAGUCUGUGUUAUUACUUGUGAAUUAUACACAUUAUUUCAAGCAGUGAUAGAUCAUAUCAUUAUUAUACAUACAACUACAUGAUAUAAUAUUAAUUCAUAUAAUGUAGAUUUUGUUAUUUUUACAAAGUUACAUUUUUGAUUAUUAAAAUUCGUGUGGUGCUAAAGUGAGUCAGUGUGAUCGGAUAAAUAUAAAGAUGUCUGUUCAUAUUGUGUUCUUUUCUUUCAGACGUCACACACAAACUUACAGCAUGAGUGAUGAGUCUCCUGCACAGACCCGUCUCACCACUGACGUCCCGCUGGCGUCCGGUGCGCAAGAGGAAUACGUGCUUCUGCUGGUGGUGUUGUGUGUGUUUGCUGGCGGGACACUGAUCGUUCUGUCCCUCCUGCUCGUCUUCUGUCACCGCUGCUGUCGAGGAGGACGCCGAUACUCCAGAUCGAGCGAUGACCUGGAGAAAACCAACACCACAUACGUAGAAGAGAUUCAACCAACACAAGACUUGACCAUCACGACUAGUUGUCAUGGUGAUACGGACACAGAACAUUUCCUGUCUGCUACAUGCACAGGGCGACGGGUGUCGUUCAAUGAGAGCAUCGUCUAUGAGCAGAGCGCCAAAGAACAGGAGAAAGGUCGAAGGUACACGCUCACAGAGGGCGACUUUCAUCACCUGAAGAGUGCUCGUUUGACUCACCUGCACAUACCGACUCCUGCACUGAACAUCCUCACCAUCAUGGAGUGCGACUCACCUGAGAACAGCGUCAGUGUCACCGAACAGCCCUCACACACACCGGCCCUCGCUAUAUUCCAGCCCGGCGAGGGUCCUUCUCCAGACUCACCUGUAUCGUGGAACUGUCAAAGUCCCGUCUGCACUCUACCUGGAGAUUCGCUCAACUCCACCCUGAACACCAGCGGCACUAACGUCAACACCGAAUAUGCCACCAAACCACCACGAUCACAAACCGUGGAGUUAAUGAGCAGCUGUGGGCUGAUGGAGAAGGAUUCUGGUUCCGGUCCAGCUCUGACUCACGGCACCAUGUUUCACUUACUGUCUAAACUCCGGCGGCAUGCCAGUCUGGAGGGCGCUGCGCCGUUCUUCGCCGUGAAGAAGUGGAAGUUUGGCACCAUUCAGAGAGCAGCGAGUCUUGAAAUUAAAGUAUGUGUUGUUGUAGGAGCUCCGCGGAGACGUGCGUUUCAGAGGCAGCGAGCGGCCAGCGAGACUCUCGAUCAAGGAGUCGGUGACUUCCUGCUGCACAAACCUCCCGUUCAACCGCCGCCGGACGCCCUCAGACGGCUCUCAGCGAGUUCUCUGGACGCGGGGUCUCCAGCUCCCCUCAGCAGGUUAGAGGUCCAGGCCGUAAUGGAGCUCAAUUGCAAUGUAAGGGGCACGACGACAGAUGUGGCACUAAUGUUUCCCUCAUCACGCCGACCUCUGGAGAUGGACAAUUCUGAAGAGGAUGGACAGGAAAUGAUCGCAGGAGCAUCAGGAGGUGGUACGGAAGGAUUUGGACUAGCGUGUCGUCAAGAGAGUUUGGAGCAGCCGAGUCUAUAUCGUGACAUCUGGAGCCUGAGAGCAUCGCUGGAGCAAUACGCCUCUUCUGACCUGAGCAGCAACGACAGGGACUCCGUCGAUGCCGACAGCGUUUGCUCUGUAGGUCCCUCGAGAAUGGGUGUCCCCAGCAACCAGUCGCAAGACAUCGAUGAUGAGAUGGACGGGGAUGGCGAACUGGCGUACACUGAUGUGGUGAGGGACGCAGGGGUGAGAAGAAAUGGGAAAUACAGUGUGGACGCUGAACGAGGCAGCGACGGAGAGACGGGCAACCGGAAGCUGUUGCAGAUGGACAGCGGUUACGCGUCGAUCGAGGCACCGUGCAAGGCUCCGGAGGAAUUUCGACUCUUUGGAAGUGCUUCUGGGAAGACUGCUUCAGAACGCAGACACUUCUUCACAAAUGCUGGGCGGAAAGGGACUGUUUGCGAGAGUUUUGAGGCACGACUGUUCAAGGAAGAACUAGAAGAUGAGGUUUCAGAAAGUGGUGUGACUGUGGAGACGGAGAAUCCAAUUAGAGUAACUCCAGAACUGACCCCCGCAACCAAACCCAAACUACGUUUCCGGCGUCGCGACUACAGCAUCGAUGAGAAGACUGAGGCGCUGUUCAACGAAUUCUUGCGCCACGAUCCUCAAUUAGACCAGCAAGGGUCACCCUCGUUGCACCACCGCCACCGCUCACGAAUCCAUCUUCGGAAGCAGUGGCAGCGCACCAAACAGCACAGCGACCCUGGUGCCGCACGAUACUCGCCAUCCCUAGAGCGACAGCGCUGCUACCCGCUACGCAAAGGUGACAGCGCAAACUACCCCUUGGACACGCGCUGCCAUAGCAUCCUGUCUCGCAUUGCUAGCGCCGCGGAUGAAGAGGCCAGUGAGGGGUCAGUUGGUACUGAAUCUCCUAUGCCAGACAAGCCAGAAGAGCUCGAGGGUGCUGGUCCACCCUCAGAAACGGGAAGCUCUGGUCCAGAACUGGAGGAGAACUUCAACAACAGCAGCAACAACACAAGCUGCCAGUUCUCUUCAUCUCAUCUGCAAGACAACAAUGCCAGGGAUUGUGGGAUACUCAAUGACAUCCAGACAGAUACACAAAAACAGUCGCAGACAGACUGUGGUGGGACUUUGACCACUUUUAGUACUCAAUUACAUUCAAACACAGAUGCACUCAUGCCUGGAAACAUCCAUCAUACUGGCACGGGUCAAGUGGACUACUCGCAUCACACUCUUACUGGCAUCAGUCCAUCAGACAAACUGGCGUCCACUCUGGACGAUCAGAUCUACUCAAGUCUGAGGACUCAAAGAGGAAGUCAAGAGUGUGUAGUGACUGUAAGCCGCACCUCGCCAGACCUUGAACAAGAAUAACAGUUGUUUGAAAUGGUAGAGCCAUCAGGUUUGUGUCAGAUGGUAACCCUCAUCUUGUAAAGUUCAUAUAACAUUCAUACAUGUUUAUUUGGAUUCCUGAAGAAACUGUGACAGAACCUUGUAGACAGCAGCAGGUUUCAGUUCGGUGGUAAUCAGUACCGCCGGUCCCUAUACACAUAUUACACAGUCUGUGUAAGGCACCAACUCGCCAGAAACUUCACUGGCUGCGUUAAGGUCCCGGCAGCAGUUGCAGAACACAGGUGAUCACCUUGCACUCACACUUUUACCUCGCCCCUUGGUACUGGCGCUCGCCCCUUGCGCCUCGCCCCUUGGUACUCGCCCCUUGCAAAUUGGGCCUCGCGCUCGCCCCGCGCCUUGCAAAUUCCGUAGAGCCCCGCAAGUCUGUCUUGCAGCUGCAAUCAUUUUACAAAGUGCCGAGCUCUAUCUGUGCUUUGCGGGAAUGUUAUACUGCUGUGCUACAUUGAUAAAACGCUUGGCGCAGGAAUCAGCAUAAUGUCUUCUAACACUUUCCAGAUGGUCAAUGUGACAUUAGCAGCAUUUGUGGAAAUUGACUUCUCAUGAACUACGGUUUAUUCGCUAUUUUAUAAGUAUUUUAUAAGUAUUUUAUUAUUUAUUUUUCCUUGUUUUACGGUUUAGAUAUUUUUUCCCUGAAAAAAGGACACAAAUAUUCAGUAUGAAAAUAUAAAUUUGCACUGCAAAAAAUGUCUUUGUCUUGUUUUCCAAUAAAAAUAUCUAAACGUUCUUAAAAUGUGAUUUAGGGGGUGUUCACACUUAGUUUGGUCCUCUUGGUCUGGACCAAAAAAGAAAAUGAUACAUUUAGUCCUCGUUCGUUUAGCGUUCACACUCAUUAGGAAAAAGUCACGACCUGAUUGGACAGCUUUUAUGACGUAUAUUUUUGGAACAUGCCGAUCAUCCAAAACAAUGCUGCUGCUGGGCGAAAUGCGCUCGUUGGAUGUAUAUAUGGUGGUAUUUUUACCAGCUGAGAACAAACAAAGAGUUAAUAAAGUGUGUAAAGGAGUCAAAACAACGGCAGGAAUUCCUCCGUUACUCACACUAUUAUGAUAUGCUUCAUGGAGACGGUGGUUCCGACGCCUGUCCCGAACUGUAAUGUAUCGCUCCUAUGAUGAGAAGAACCAGGUGUGCUUGAGGUCAGUAUUAGGCAAAUUACUUCCUGUUUUUGGUCCGUUUAGACGUCUUUGGUCCAUGUUGCGUUCAUAUAUCAGUCGAACCGCACCAGAGUUCGUUUGGAAGUGGACCAAGUCCCACUCACUAUUCUGAAGGUCUCGGUCCGCUUGUUUGUUGCGCACCAAGGUUCGGGUGGCAGCGUUCACACUUGUUCAAAUUACCCGCACUAACAGAGCAAUCGCACCAGAGUUCGUUUUAAUCGACGCUUAAGCUGACGCUGACUAUCACAGCUGGAGCCGUGAGUUUGAAUCCAGGGUGUGCUGAGUGACUCCAGUCAGGUCUACUUAGCAACCAAAUUGGCCCGGUUGCUAGGGAGGGUAGAGUCACAUGGGGUAACCAAAUUGGCCCGGUUGCUAGGGAGGGUAGUGUCACAUGGGGUAACCUCCUCGUGGUGGUGAUUAGUGGUUCUCUCAAUGGGGCGUGUGGUGAGUUGUGUGUGGAUCGUGGAGAGUAGCAUGAGUCUCCACGGUGUCAUGCACAACAAGUCACGUGAUCAGAUGCGCAGAUUGAUGGUCUCAGACACGGGUGCAACUGAGACUCAUCCUCUGUCCCCCGGUUUGAGGUGAGUAACUGCACCGCCACGAGGACCAACUAAGUACUGGGAAUUGGGCAUUCCAAAUUGGGAGAGAAGACCAUUUAAAAAGCCAAAUUUUGUUCGAUUUCUCAAAACUAGAAAAAAUACAUUAUGCCAUUCUGCGUUUGACGUGAUAUUUACUUGUUUUGAGGAUUUUUGUCUUAUUUUCUAGUAAAAAGAAAAGUGAAACCUUGAACAAGAAUAACAGUUCAGGCCAUGUUUGAACUGGCAACAUUUGCGUCGCGCCCGCCCAGCGCCCUGCAACGUUCGCCUCGCGCCCGCCCCUGCCAACGUUCGCCUCGCGCCCGCCCCUGCCAACGUUCGCCUCGCGCCCGCCCCGCACCUGGCAACGUUUGCCUCGUGCCCGCCCCUGCCAACGUUCGCCUCGCGCCCACCCCUGCCAACGUUCGCCUCGCGCCCACCCCUGCCAACGUUCGCCUCGCGCCCGCCCCGCACCUGGCAACGUUCGCCUCGCCCGCCCCGCACCUGGCAACGUUCGCCUCGCGCCUGGCAACUUUUCCCUCGCCCCUAGUAAAAAGAAAAAAAAACAUUCUUAUAACAAAAUACAUUUACUUAUUUAAUUCUGAUAAGAGAUUUAUUCUUGUUUUUAGAGAAAUCGAACUCAAUUUUGUAAUGUUUUUGCUUAUAACAAGAAAGUAAAUACAAAUAUAUGCCAACGGGGAAUCCCUUGAUUCAAAGAGAGAGUUUAUAUUUCUUACCCCGUUGGCAUAGAGAUUUUUCCCAUUUUAGGCAUAAAGCACACCCGAUGUUAUUCGAUUUUUCUGGAGGUUAAGAUCAGGUCAUUCUGCUCCUCAAGUCAUUUUUGUCUUGUUUGAAGAAUGUUUAGAUAUAUUUACCGGGAAUAUAAGAAUCAUUUCUUUGAUUGGUUUAAUAUCAAGCUGGUGGAGUUUCUGGUUUCCGGUCUUCUCAUUUAAAUACAGAUUUGUAGCACAACUGAUGUACUAUUGGACAAUAAUGGAUGCCGAGCGAGUGUUUAUAGCAGUGGGAGUUUCCCUGUGGAUAAACUCAAGCUCACAUCUGAUUGGACGGACAUGAUGCGUAAACAGUCUCCAGUCGUUUCCGUGUCAACGGUUGCGUGUUUCACAGGAUGACAUCACACAUGACCUGCGGAGAAGCUCUAUAUGACAUCGUCUGACCUUCAGGUGACAUGAGGUCACACUAAAGCACAUCUGUGGUGUUGAAGACGAGACUCCACGAAACAUCUGUCAGCACUGAAUAUUCUCUGCGUUUGUGUUCUGUGCGGCAGAUGAUGCUGAUGGUUGAUAACUUCAAAUGGAAAUAAAGGUGACAAGAUUCACUUCGAGCAGGAAGACUCAGUUUGGCUGUUGGUCACAUGAUGUUCCCUGUAUGUGCAUUAGACGUUUAUUAUGCCCUACUAUGCAUAUGUAUUUACCUCACCUUAGUGUUAUUUUGAAUCUUUAAUAAUGUAUUGCCCGUUUGUUUACUGAGACAGGUUGGAUCACCAGAACGCUUGAUGUUCCGGUGUUGAUUUGGGUUUUUAUAGAUAUAAGUAGUUUAUAAAUGAUUACUUGGGCUGCAGCCGCACUGAUUGGCUAUUAAGUAAACUGUGCUGCGCUCACGGCACUUAUUCCCAAGAUUAAAUCAGUGUAAUUAAUAACGUAUUGUUCAUAUAACAUGUACAUAUUUAAUAUUUUCUAUUAAAUAAAUAAGUGAC
This is a messenger RNA of Xyrauchen texanus (razorback sucker), 7354 nucleotides long. RefSeq names its product voltage-dependent calcium channel beta subunit-associated regulatory protein-like. Gene Ontology annotation, biological process: negative regulation of calcium ion-dependent exocytosis; negative regulation of voltage-gated calcium channel activity. Gene Ontology annotation, molecular function: transmembrane transporter binding. Bases 1173 to 3878 code for a protein of 901 amino acids. The transcript is spliced from 9 exons. The record is from RefSeq and is a predicted model, not a curated record. Gene Ontology annotation, cellular component: plasma membrane; secretory granule. NCBI's taxonomy places the organism in Eukaryota, Metazoa, Chordata, Actinopteri, Cypriniformes, Catostomidae.